GUUAAUUAUGCAUAGAUCCCAGGCUAGCUAGCUAGAUGUUGAUCUCAUUUCAUUUCCCAUGGCAUAUUGAUGGUCAGUCUUGACUUCACCACCGACCGUAGUAACCUCUAAAAAGAUCCCCUUUUUAUUUUCAUCUUUAAUUAGAUCGACAUUAUUAAUUCCUCUGUCUAUAUAUAGUCUGUCAGGAUAUAGGCAACGUCUCAAACAGUUUUUAUCUGCACUACUAUUGAUACUGAUACAUAGAUACACAUAUAUAUAUAUUACUCCAUAUUCAAUCUCUGAGGUAGGAGGAUCAUCAAUCAAGAAAUGAAUAUGGCAAUUGUUGGAGGGGGGUGGGUGGUCUUUGUGGUAGUUUCUGGGUCUGUGGGUUUUCUGGUGGGAGUGGUGAUUUUGUGUUGUUUCUUGCCUUUGUUUUUGGUGAGGCAUCCGAACAUCCCCAAGGGAUCUUUUGGCUGGCCUCUUGUCGGAGAAACCAUAGCUUUUUUAAAGCCUCAUCCAUCGACCUCAACUGGGGCUUUCUUGGAAGACCAUUGUUCGAGGUAUGGGAAAGUGUUCAAAUCCCAUCUGUUCUUCUCCCCCACGGUGGUUUCAUGUGACCAAGAACUCAACUACUACAUACUCAACAACGAAGAGAGGUUGUUCAAAGGAAGCUAUCCCAAGCCCAUCCAUGGAAUCCUCGGCAAGAAUUCUAUGCUCGUCGCUGUCGGGGAAACCCACAGGAGGCUCAGGAACGUCGCUGUUUCGCUCAUCACUACAAUCAAAUCUAAACCUGAUUUCCUAAGCGAUAUUGAGAACACUGCCCAGCUCAUUCUUAGUACAUGGAAAGGCAGAAACCAGGUCAUCUUCUCCGAGGAAGCCAGAAAGUACACGUUCAAUGUAAUAGUGAAGCAGGUUCUUGGCUUGGCUCCUGACGAGGCACACACGAAGGAGAUUCUUCAGGAUUUCUUGACGUUCAUGAAAGGCCUGAUUUCUCUCCCCAUUUACAUCCCUGGAACUCCAUACGCAAGAGCUGUUAAGGCUAGAAAUAGAAUAUCUUCAACUGUGAAAGCAAUCAUAGAGGAAAGAAGAAGAAGAAAAACAAGUGUUGAUGGAAACUCUAGGCAGAGAAUGAGCAGUGAUUUCUUGGAGAUACUGAUCUGUGUGGAUACCUUAUCCGAAGACGAAAAAGUUAGUUUUGUGUUGGAUUCUCUUCUUGGUGGGUAUGAGACCACUUCUCUUCUCUUGUCAAUGGUGGUCUUUUUCCUCGAUCAAUUCCCCCUAGCCGUUGAACAACUAAAGCAAGAGCAUCAGAAAAUUAGAACUAGGAAGGGAAAGGGCGAGUUUCUGAACUGGGAAGAUUACAAACAGAUGGAGUUUACACAUAGUGUCAUAAAUGAAGCUCUGAGAUAUGGAAACAUUGUUAAAUUUGUCCACCGAAAGGCGAUCAAAGAUGUCAAAUUUAAAGAAUACAUAAUUCCAUCGGGUUGGAAGGUCCUACCAGUCUUCUCCGCAGUUCAUCUCGACUCUUCUCUCCACGCUGCUGCCCUAAACUUUAAUCCAUGGAGGUGGAAGACACAAGAUCAAGCAUGCAAGAAGUUCACUCCAUUUGGGGGAGGAACCAGAUGCUGCCCGGGAUUCGAACUUGCAAGAGUUGAGGUUGCCUUUUUUCUCCAUCAUCUCUUACAAAGUUAUAGAUGGAAAGUCGAAGACGGGGAGCAGCCGAUUGCGUACCCUUACGUAGAGUUUCGCAAAGGGUUGAAGUUAAGUAUAGAAUCCAGCUCGCACAUCGACAGCUGAACAGCCGUUUUGCAUUGCAUAAUGUAAUAUUUGAAACAUAAUCGAAUGGAUCAAUUCCAUUACAUGAGGUCCUAUGAUGGUGAGAAUAAUUUACCAUCCAGAGAAGAUAAAUUGGGUUUUGGAAGAGCAAGCUUGUAAGGCUAGUAGAGGCUUUUUUUUUUUUUUUGUAUAAUUAAUUUCAUUUUAAUGUUCUUUAAAUUCAAUAAACAGUUG
Andrographis paniculata is the source of this 1989-nucleotide messenger RNA. Its product is annotated as cytochrome P450 724B1-like. The coding region runs from base 307 to 1776 and encodes 489 amino acids. Gene Ontology annotation, molecular function: oxidoreductase activity, acting on paired donors, with incorporation or reduction of molecular oxygen; monooxygenase activity; heme binding. Lineage: Eukaryota; Viridiplantae; Streptophyta; Magnoliopsida; Lamiales; Acanthaceae. Gene Ontology annotation, biological process: sterol metabolic process. The record is from RefSeq and is a predicted model, not a curated record. The transcript has 9 exons.